Messenger RNA from Amphibalanus amphitrite, 2014 nucleotides. RefSeq names its product ribosomal L1 domain-containing protein 1-like. The record is from RefSeq and is a predicted model, not a curated record. The transcript has 8 exons. Gene Ontology annotation, cellular component: 90S preribosome. The coding region runs from base 534 to 1943 and encodes 469 amino acids. NCBI's taxonomy places the organism in Eukaryota, Metazoa, Arthropoda, Thecostraca, Balanomorpha, Balanidae.
GUUAUCGUCAAUCUUAUACAUUGUCAUAUACCACAAAGUAAUUUGCCUUGCAUGCGAGAUCAUUAAAACGAAGAAAUAUUAAGUGUACAAUUGACACAUUUUUUACCUUGCUUUGGCUUAUUGCUGUGAAACAUAAAUAACAAUCACCUACUUAUACCAACGAAUCGAUAAUAAAAACAUUUAGUUGCAGUUUCUUUCCUAUGUUGAGCCAAAAACAGCGCACCAUUUACAAUCACUAUGUCGUAAUGUCGUGUUCACAAUUCUACUCAAGUACUUUUUCUGCUCACGCAAUAUUUUGACACAUGCUGGAUUUGGUGCAUCAUCAACAGGAGCGGGAUAAGCAGGCGCACAUGAACACAGGAAAGUCGCAUGCUGUACACGUGUUUUUGAUAGCAUUUGUGUUGCAUUUUGAUUUGACUUGUGUUGUGGGUAUCGUCUGUAUUUGUAAAUUUUAGGCACUAUUUCAGCAAUAGACCACCUUAUCAUUGGUUCCUGAAAGAGGAUUUCAAGAACGUUUAUAAUUUUGUUCGACGAUGGGCAACAGCAAUAUGGAGGAACAGGUGAAAGCGGGCAUUAAAGCACUGCUUCUGUGUAAGAAAAAGCUGAAGAAAGAGGAACUUCUUAACCAUGAGGACAUGAAGGUCAUGCUGCAGAUUUCAGCAAUCAAGGUGGCACCAGGACGAGUCAAACAGACGAUCAAACUGCCACUACCAGCGCCCUUCACCGACACAGCAGAUGUGUGUCUUUUCGUCAAGGACCUGAAGAGGGGAAUCCGCGUGGACCACGAGAAGUCUGUCCGACACUGGAAAGAUGUGCUGGAUGAGGCCGGCGUCACUCGUAUUACAGAGGUGAUACCUCUCCGACAGCUGAAGGCCGAGUAUAACAUGUACGAGGCCCGUCGUAAGCUCUGCGACUCGUACGACGUUUUCCUAUCGGACGUACGCGUCACGCGACUGCUGCCCACGCUUCUCGGAAAACACUUCAUCACAAAGAAAAAACAGCCGUUGUCUGUGAACAUGGAGGCAAAAGAUCUGGUGAAAGAGAUCGACUCUGUGCUGGGCGCUGCCUAUCUGCACAUCCACAACAGCGGAGAUUGCAGCUCUGUACAGGUGGGGCGCUGUGGUCAGUCUGAGGAAGAGCUGCUCCAGAACGUGAUGACCGCCGUCGCCAUCCUCCGCCUCAAGUUCCCCGGCGGUCAGAGGAAUAUACGCAGUCUGCACCUGAAGCUGGGAAAGUCGCCGGCGAUACCCAUCUUCGUCAGCGACGUGCCGGCCAACUCUGUGCCGGUACCGGCUGCGCGGCGCCAGCCGGGCAGUGACCGCGCCCCGGUGGUCGGGGAGCUGAGCACCGCACGUGCCGACUCGGAGGUCAUUGUCGACCGCUUCGGCAACGUGGAGGUGCUGCAGAAACGUCCCCUCAGCGACGAUGAGGAGGAGUCGGACGUUGAGGACGUGGAGGAGCAGCAAACUAGAGGACAGCGUGGAAAUAAACGAGUCAAGCUGAGCAAGACAAAGCCCGUACCGGCUGGCCAGCCCUCUGCGACUCCUGAGGAAGAGACCACCUCCCCGGCGCAGGUUCCUCCUGCCGACGAGGACUCCGAGGGAGAGAAUUCUUCGGACGAAGAGGACCGGGAACUGGCGGCUCGCGAGGCACAGUUCCUCGACCAACUUGCUGUCCAGAAGGCGAAACAGAACGCCUCAGGACCAGCAGUUGAUGCUGCUGCUGCCAAACAGGACACACAGCAGAGGAAUAACAAAAAGCCGUCGAAGGCGAAGAAGCCUACACAGAAGGCGACAAAGAAGGGAUCCGGUCUAGCUAGUAGCGGGAAGAAGGCUGCAAAGAAGGUAAAUGUGGCGAAGUCGCCCAAAGCGGAUAAGUCAGCGACAAAGAAGUACGCCAAGAAGACCGGGAAGAACAUUGGAGCGGUGAAAAAGGUGAAGUGACGUUGGCUUCUGGUGAGGGAGGUUGUUUGUAUCCAUGAUUUUGCCGGGAUGAAUAAACAGACGCCGCGGUA